Molecule: messenger RNA, 1297 nt
Organism: Hirundo rustica (Barn swallow)
Lineage: Eukaryota; Metazoa; Chordata; Aves; Passeriformes; Hirundinidae
Product: carboxypeptidase A1-like
Exons: 12
Coding region: 1-1278 (425 amino acids)
Biological process (GO): proteolysis
Molecular function (GO): zinc ion binding; metallocarboxypeptidase activity
Source: RefSeq, a predicted model, not a curated record
AUGUUGGACGUCCCACCAGCUGGAGCCAGAGCUGGAAUCCACGCAGCUGCGAACAUCUUGUCGGACUCCGAGAAAAUUGUAAGGGACCAGGUCCUGCGCGUCACGGCCAGGAACGAGGAGCAGAUCGCCCUGCUCAGGGUGCUGGGCGAGCAGGAGGAGCUGCAGGUGGACUUUUGGCGUCACCCCAACAUCCCCGGCCACCCCGUGGACCUGCGGGUGCCCUUCCCCAACCUCCAAGGAGUCAAAAAACUCCUGGAUUUCCGUAAUUUUUCCUACAGCAUCAUGAUCGAGGACGUGCAGGAAUUACUGGAUGAAGAAAAGGAAAGCAUGAGGAGGUCUAGGAGGGUAAAGAGAAGCUCCAGGACGUUCGAUUUCGCCUCCUACCACACGAUAGACGAGAUCUACGACUGGAUGGACGUCCUGGUGGAGGAUCAUCCCAAGCUGGUCAGCAAGAUCCAGAUCGGGCAGAGCUACGAGAACCGGCCCCUGUACGUGCUGAAGUUCAGCACCGGGGGAUCCAACCGUCCGGCCGUCUGGCUGGACACCGGCAUCCACUCGCGGGAAUGGAUCACCCAAGCCACCGGCGUCUGGACGGCCAACAAGAUCGCCCAGGAAUACGGGCAGGACCCCUCUGUCACGGCCAUCCUGGACAGCAUGGACAUCUUCCUGGAGAUUGUCACCAACCCCGACGGCUUUGCCUUCACCCACAGCUCCAACCGCCUGUGGCGCAAGACCAGGUCCAUCAACGCUGGAUCCCGCUGCGUCGGAGUGGAUCCCAACCGAAAUUGGGACGCUGGGUUUGGAGGUGCCGGCUCCAGCAGCAAUCCCUGCUCCGAGACUUAUCAUGGCCCUCACGCCCACUCCGAGAAGGAAGUGAGAGCCAUCGUGGAUUUCAUCCGCGCCCACGGGAAGGUGAAAUCCGUCAUCUCCAUCCACAGCUACUCCCAGAUGCUGCUCUUCCCCUACGGGUACAGGAGGGCGCCCGCACCCGACCACCAGGAAAUGAAUGAGCUGGCCAAGAAGGCCGUGAGCGACUUGGCCGCCGUGUUCGGGACAAAAUACACCUACGGCAGCAUCGCCAACACCAUCUACAUGGCGGGAGGCACCACCAUCGACUGGGCCUAUGACAACGGGGUGAAAUAUUCCUUCACCUUGGAGCUGAGGGACUCGGGGCGCUACGGAUUCCUCCUGCCCAGCUCCCAGAUCGUCCCCACCGCCACCGAGACGUGGCCGGCGCUCCUGGACAUCAUGGUCCACGUCCUGGAGCAUCCCUACUGACCCCAGCACCUCCCACAGC